CAGAGUUGUGGCUCUUCCAGCCACUGGGCUGCAGCUCUGCUUCUUGGCUCCCGUGUGACAGAGGGCAUUUACAUCUCUCCAAUUCUUGCACAGCAGAUAUACAAAAAGGGACCUACUCGCAUUCCUCCAAAAACUUCCCUUGUAGUUGAUGACAGAGUUGACAUAAUUUUUCUUGGGGGCUUUUCAAGGAUGUGUUUGUAGCUCAACUGGAGCUUGUGUCUGGAGUUAGGUGGUCUCAGUGUGUGCAGGCUCAGUAUUAAUUAUGUGAAAGGAUUAGAAUGAAUCUGAUGCUUUUACUAGAUGCAGCAGUUGCAUCUCUUUUUAUCUAUUCAUAAGCAUCGUAGAACAUAGUUUGUAAUGAAGUACUAUAGGAAAUGCCAGGGAUUCUAGUUUCUCGGUGUGUGUGUUUAACUGCUAUUUAGCUUCUCACCAAUCCCAGAACAAAUCCUGAGAGUUUUUGUUUGAUUUAAAUCAAAGCUUUAGUCCUGUACAACAGCUGCAACAGCCCUCUAUUCAUAAAAGUGAGUGGGCCGGAAAGUGAGGGGGCCAGAGGAUGCUCACCAUAUGUGAUUAGGCCCUUUGUUAUGUAAAAGGAUUUGGUGACACAGGCUACCUUCUUAAGCCACUAUAAUCUGAAACUAAGUCAGAAACACCUGAUUUUCUGCCCAUUUAAAGAACUGAGUAGCAGAUGAAUUGCUAGUGUAUGUAAAACAAUUCAGCUUUCACGACUGCACUGUAAGAGCUGCAUGAUUUUUCAUUUGCAGGUUGGGCUGCAUUGAAGUGCUUUCCACAGACAUCUAAUCUAUUGCAAAGCGUUGCAGGACCAUGAUGGGUUAUCUGGAUGACGUGCCUUUCAGAACGUACAGGAGCUUUGAGGAUGGCUCUGCAAAGGGGACCAGUUUAAUCAGGCCCCCUGACAUUGAGGUUCCUGACUGCACGGAGAUCCUAAUGAGCACGAUGCACGAUUUCUCGUUGGAAAGGAAGGUGCUGUAUUGGAUUGAGGCUGCGUCUAGGCAAGCAACUCUCCAGUGUCAAGUGACCACAGAAGCUGUCCCAACAGCUCCACCUUGCUGGCUGCUUUUGGUUGACUCGAAAGAGAACUUGGGCCUCCGGGUAAAGAAGAACGAGGCGACUGAUGGAAAAGCCAGGGACGGCGCGACAUUUGGAAACCACGUUCGGCGAUGCAUGAGCCUCAGCGCUGUGGAUGUGAGCUGUGGCCGCCCCAGGGGCAGAGGUGUGCCCUCUGAGACAGAAAGCGAGGAGUGGUACUCGGAAGAGGAUGAGUUCUCUGUGGAUGAUGAGUACUCCUCAUCGACCUGUGAGGAAAGUAGCAAGGAGGAAGUAAUUGUCCCAAAGACCAAAACCAUCGUAAAGGCCGUGCCUCGUUUCCCUCGGCUGGAUCAGCGCAGGCCAAAGACUUCUCCAGGGCUGUUAGAGCCACCCUCUGAAAGACACUGCAAUGAAUCGAAUAGCCCCGAUCUGAACAAGCAGAGGAGGUCCCUGGUUUUGUUUAAUAAUGUGAAGAAUGAGUUGGAAGGAGCCAGAAAGAAGCUCGCUGCUCUAGUGCACCCUUUGUACAGAGCUUCUGUAGACAAGAAACUCUUGCCAAGACCGUUCUUGCUGCGACGGUGCUCUCGAAGAUACGCCCCUGCCUCUGAUGGGUCUUUGAAAGGGGCUCUCAUCCCGACACCCCCAUCCACCCCUUCUGACUACUUGAUGCCCCCAGCCACUCCUUGCCCCUACCCAACACCUCCAGCCACACCGUAUGAUUACCCAACACCCCCAGUCACCCCUUGCCCCUACCCAACACCUCCGGACACCCCUUGCAAUUACCCACCACCCCUGGUCACCCCUUUCCGCUACCCAACACCCCCGGACACCCCUUGCAACUACUCAGCACCUUCAGUUAUCCCUCGCAACUUCCUGACCCCUCCAGCCACCCCUUGCUGCAGUCGCCGGAAGCUGCCCACCACUAGGUUGAUGCCUCCGAUAAAAAAACACAAGCCUAUAGUUGCGUCCCUCAGCCCCUAUUCCUGCCUUCCAGCCCCUUCUGGGGCUGCGCGACCUCUGAGUUCCCACAGAACUCGUCCGGACUCCACGGCUGACCUGCUCUCGGCACUGAGCCAGGAAGAGCGUGACCUCAUCGAGCCAGUUUUAGCCUUGGGUUAUCCGAUCCGCAGAGCUAUCCUUGCUCUCCAGAAGACGGGAAGACAGAGUUUAGGUCAGUUUCUCAGUUAUCUUAGUGCCUGUGACAGGCUGUUGAAACAGGGCUAUGAAGAGGGGCAGGUGGAAGAAGCCAUGGAAAUGUUCCAGUACUCUGAGAAGAAGGCAGCUGAAUUCCUGCAUCUUUUAGCUCAGUUUGAUGAUAUGGGUUUCCAGCAAGCCGAAAUCAAAGAAGUUCUUCUGCUGUGUGAGAAUCAGAGAGAUAAAGCACUGGAAGAGCUCAUGACGCGAUCGCAGUGACAAAUGCCUGGCGACAAAGUGAUAUUUUUCCAGCAUUAGAUUGACUGCUGAAGCACCCUUGGCAUCAAUAUCAUUAUAGAGGCAUGAUUUUAAUUUACGCUAAAAAAAAUAAUAUAGCUCAUCUGAAACAAACUCUCAGAGCUGUCUCUCAUUUUCUUCUCUCAUUUUUGGACAUCUCACCCAGGGGAUUCAAAGGUUUUAUGUCAGAAACAGUUCUCUGCUUGCCCGCUCUGCACACGUGCACUGUGAACUAUCUCGGUAGCUUGGAUAAGACAGAAUUGGGCCCAAACCUCUUCU
Molecule: messenger RNA, 2760 nt
Organism: Gavialis gangeticus (Gharial)
Lineage: Eukaryota; Metazoa; Chordata; Crocodylia; Gavialidae
Gene: UBAP1L
Product: ubiquitin associated protein 1 like
Exons: 7
Coding region: 826-2463 (545 amino acids)
Biological process (GO): ubiquitin-dependent protein catabolic process via the multivesicular body sorting pathway
Cellular component (GO): ESCRT I complex
Molecular function (GO): ubiquitin binding
Source: RefSeq, a predicted model, not a curated record